Molecule: messenger RNA, 1353 nt
Organism: Notothenia coriiceps (black rockcod)
Lineage: Eukaryota; Metazoa; Chordata; Actinopteri; Perciformes; Nototheniidae
Gene: popdc3
Product: popeye domain cAMP effector 3
Exons: 1
Coding region: 616-1128 (170 amino acids)
Biological process (GO): skeletal muscle tissue development; regulation of membrane potential; striated muscle cell differentiation
Cellular component (GO): sarcolemma
Molecular function (GO): cAMP binding
Source: RefSeq, a predicted model, not a curated record
AUUGUUUUUUGGUUUCAUUUCCACAACACAUCACAGUUCACAUUUAGAAUCAGGAGGACAGCAGGACCAAGGGGACCCCUGCUAUCAUAUUCACAUCAUAUUUUAUUACUGAGGCCAGCCAUGGUCAAGCUACGCAGUGAAACAUACAAACCGGAAAUACGAUGUUUUGACUUUCAAAAUAAAAGUGUAAUAUUUUUGACUGAGGUUUAAAGAGCCCGCUGAACAUUUUUAAUUUCUUGCGUGACCUGUGUCCUUACGCCAUGGAACCAGAAUGAAACAUAAUAUAUAUUCUGGUAGCCAAAGCCAACAAAUUUACCAACUUACUUACAAAAAGUUGGAUACAUGCAAUAAACAUACUGUUUGGUUCUAGUUUAAUACAAUUAUUUUUGUUGCCCAAAACCUAGAAUAUGAAAUAUAACAGCCAAAUUGUUUAUGGGAACACGAAUUUAGAAAAAAAUUAUCGGUCAGUUGUGUCCUUCUACUGAGGCUACUUCCGGUGUUAUCUCGGUGCUUUCGUUUUCACACAGUCAGGUGAACACUCGGGACAUGUUGCGCGUGUUCCUCCGUUCUGUGACUCCCAUGGCUCCAAUGCUCUGGUAAUUUUCUUCACUUGACAUGGACAUGGAGCCUCUGGACGUGGAGGCCCUGAACUUCACGGUGGAGGCUGCGACGGGGCAGCCCCUGUGUGAGGCGUGGCGGGAGUCCGCGGAGGGCUCCGUGUUCCACCUCGCCAACAUCCUCCUGUUCCUCGGCUUCAUGGGCGGCAGCGGCUUCUACGGGCUCCUCUACCUCUUCACCUUCCUCACCCUGGGCUUCUUCUGCUCCACCCUGUGGGCCUGGGGGGACCCCUGCACCACGGACUCCUUCCUGUGGAGCUUCGCCCUGUUCGGGGUGUGUCUGGGACAGGUGCUGCAUGUGUCCUACCGCCUGAGGAGCGUGUCCCUCAGUGAGGACUUCCAGGAGCUCUACAAUUGCAUGUUUAAGAAGCUGGGGGUGUCGCUCACUCACUUCGGGAAGAUAGUGACCUGCUGUGAGGGAGACAUCCACACCCUAGAGAGGGACCAGUGCUUCGCCGUGGAGGGGAAGACUGCCAUAGACAAGCUGUCGGUGCUGCUGUCUGGCAGGUGACCUGUGUUUACCUUCAACAUGAAUAUAGUCUCACACUUUCUGUAGGCCUAUUUAAAGUUUUAAUGAAGUUUUGAUCUGCAGGAGAUUAUUUGCACGUUUUGUUUAAGACUAACCAGAGGUGGAAUAAGUACUGUAUUUGAAUAAACUAAACGUACCAGAGUGUAGGAAUUCUCAUGUAAGUCCUGCAUUCAAAAUAUCACUCAAGUGAAAGUAGAAAAGUUUUCA